UCAAAGUUGUAGUUGACAAAAUGUCUUCCUCAUAUAUCAACCUGGCAACAUAUACAAACAUGCAGGGAAUCGGGUUCACUGUUGCAGCAGUUCUUACAGUUUAUGUUGUUAGCAGGCUGUUAUAUAGAUGGAGGAAUCCGAAAUGCAACGGGGUUUUACCACCAGGUUCCAUGGGUUUGCCCUUCAUAGGAGAGACCCUUCAGCUGAUCAUGCCAAGUGCAUCUCUUGAUCUCCCACCUUUUAUCAAGAGCCGAAUCAAAAGAUAUGGUCCAGUUUUUCGAACAAAUGUGGCAGGACGUCCAGUGGUAGUAACUGCAGAUCGUGAAUUUAACUAUUACAUACUAAAGCAAGACGGAAAGUUAGUGGAUACAUGGUCUCUUGACACAUUUGCUGAAGUGUUUGAUCAAGCUAGUCAAUCGUCCAGAAAAUAUACGAGGAACUUGACAUUAAAUCACUUUGGUGUGGAGGCUCUCAAGGACAAAUUGAUUCCUAGGAUGGAAGAUAUGGUCUCCAAAACUCUAGCAGAUUGGUCAAGUCGUGAAUCUGUUGAAGUGAAAAGCGCGUCUAUCACUAUGAGUAUUGAUUUUGCAGCAAGUCAGUUAUUCAGUGGUGAUCUUGAAAAUGCUCCUCUUAAGUUGAGUGAUAUGUUUAAUGACCUUGUAGAAGGUCUCAUGUCCUUUCCAUUGAACAUUCCUGGAACAGCACAUCACAAAUGUUUGAAGAUUCACAAGGAGGUGCGCAAAACAAUGGGAGACGUAUUGAGGAAAAGACAAAUGUCAUCGGAUAAGACUCCUAGAGAUGAUCUGCUUGAUCAUUUAAUACAAGACAUGAAUAAGGAAACAUUCUUGAAUGAGGAUUUCAUUGUUCAACUGAUGUUUGGUCUUUUAUUUGUAACUUCGGAUUCAAUCUCCACCACAAUGGCAUUAGCUUUCAAGUUGCUAGCAGAACACCCCUUAGUACUUGAAGAAUUAACUAAUGAGCAUGAGGCAAUCCUUGAGAAGAGAGAACAUUUAGAGUCUCCACUGACGUGGGAUGAAUACAAGUCCAUGACUUUUACUCGUCAGGUCAUCAAUGAAGUUCUUAGGUUGGGAAAUAUUGCCCCGGGAUUAUUUCGAAGAGCACUGAAAGAUAUUCCAGUGAAUGGCUACACAAUCCCCGCAGGAUGGGUUAUAAUGAUUGCAACAUCUGCUCUUCACUUGAAUCACGACGAGUUUAACAAUGCACUAGAAUUCAACCCAGGGCGUUGGAAGGAUAUUCAAGCAAGUGUUGUUGCAAAGAGUUUCAUGCCAUUCGGGGUAGGCAUGAAGCAAUGUGCUGGAGCAGAGUAUAGCAGGGUGCUUCUGGCCACAUUUCUUCAUGUUUUGGUUACAAAAUACAAAUGGGCUAUGGUGAAGGGAGGCAAGAUUGUGCGUGCACCCAUUAUACGAUUUCCCGAGGGCUUUCACUUUAAAAUCUCAGAAAAGGCAAACUGAUCAAACAAUAUAGAAUGCACCAGUAACAUGCACAAGAUCCACUAUCAGAAUAACUAUUUUAUGAUCAAGCAGUGCCAAUCUGAAUUUUUCUACGUUCUUAAAAAAAGUCAUUUCAUUUGUGUUGCGACACAUCUAAUCUUUUCAACAAUUUUUCUUUUCAGUUGCUUUUGCAAAACCACGUGUUGGAGGCAUAGAUUGAACACAAAAUUAAAUAGAAGUGCUAUGUAUAUUUUAUCAAUAAAAAUGAUUCAAUUGUAUUUUACACAUAA
Daucus carota subsp. sativus is the source of this 1741-nucleotide messenger RNA. RefSeq names its product beta-amyrin 16-alpha-hydroxylase CYP87D16. The transcript has 9 exons. Lineage: Eukaryota; Viridiplantae; Streptophyta; Magnoliopsida; Apiales; Apiaceae. The coding region runs from base 21 to 1472 and encodes 483 amino acids. The record is from RefSeq and is a predicted model, not a curated record. Gene Ontology annotation, molecular function: oxidoreductase activity, acting on paired donors, with incorporation or reduction of molecular oxygen; heme binding; iron ion binding. Gene Ontology annotation, biological process: brassinosteroid biosynthetic process; multicellular organism development; brassinosteroid homeostasis.